This is a messenger RNA of Penicillium cinerascens, 477 nucleotides long. RefSeq lists its product as uncharacterized. The transcript has a single exon. Bases 1 to 477 code for a protein of 158 amino acids. Lineage: Eukaryota; Fungi; Ascomycota; Eurotiomycetes; Eurotiales; Aspergillaceae. The record is from RefSeq and is a predicted model, not a curated record.
AUGAGGCCCAACACAGAAGGAGUGAAAUCGGCGAUGGUCAUAAAGAGGGAGAAGAUGGUCCAAGAUCGGGAGAGGGCCGAACUUUUUUGGCAGUCAAAUCAUCGGCAGCGAGGCCGUCUAGAAAUUCUGGGCAAUGCCCGCAUUCCCUUGCCGGGGAUAGACACCCGGGUUUUCAAUGCGCGUGUUGCGGCGCGCCUGGACAUCCCGUAUCACUGGCUGGUAGGCAUCAUCGCCAUAUGCUCCGUGCGAACUCAUCUCGCCGUAGUACGGAUUCUCUCCGUAGUAACCUCCGGACGGGUGCGCAGCAGACAUGUGGCUCUCUUCCGACGCCUCGGAUCGGUUGGCGGCCGAGUAGGCCGACGACGCAUUCGAGGGACCACGAUGAAUAUCGCCAUUGCGGUUGUUAGCGGCCACGGGAGCGGCACCCAGCACGCCAAUGGGUUCAACCUCACCCGAGUCUGGGCGAGCACCGUCUGA